Caenorhabditis bovis is the source of this 654-nucleotide messenger RNA. The record is from the annotation of a GenBank genome assembly. Lineage: Eukaryota; Metazoa; Nematoda; Chromadorea; Rhabditida; Rhabditidae.
AUGGAGAAACAGAAACGCGGCGGUGGAACGCACGAACGCGAGAGAUUGAGGCUCGAAAUUAAGAAGCAGAGCAGCAUGUGUGAUGCCAAAUCGAAUCUAGGCCACGCGACGAUGGCCGCUCUGACGACGAUGGCGGUGUCAGUCGUUCGCGCUAGAGCGCACUUGUCCCAUUCGUUUAUGAGACCUUGUAUUAGUGGCUCUGGCGAUCGUCUCACACAGCUCUUAACUAAAAAAGAUGAUUGGGAUAGAUUUAGAACAUUGCGAUUCGCGUUUCUAUCAGGAUGUUUCAUGGCUCCCACAAUCUUCAGAUGGUAUAAACUAUUGAAACGAUUGAAUCAUCAGGAAGCAUUUGUGCUCAAAAAAGUUGUUCUCGACCAGUGCCUCUUCAGUCCGAUGAUCAAUGCUUGUAUGCUGUUCAACUUGAAAGCAUUGGAGACAUUCUCAAUAACCAAAGCGAAGGACAACGUCAAAAAGCACUGGCCUCAGAUUUACGGAGAUAGUCUGAAAGUGAGUCUGCCUAUUGUAGCGUUUGUCAAUUUCUGCUUUGUUCCCGUCAAUUAUAGAGUUCUUGUCAAUCAGUUAUUCGCUUUCUUCUGGAAUGCGUACAUCUCCUUCAGAACUCAACGUCCGGAUCUCAUUGAACAAGUUUAUUGA